AUUAGGCCUGGGUGUCCAUACACGGCGAACAAUCGAUGCGCGUCGUAACAUUUUCUCUUCCGUAUCCCGUUUAUAUAGUACGGCGACUUCCGCCCUUGCCGUUAAAGCAGUGCGAUCAUGGCGGAGCGCGUUCAGCAGCCCCCAGCUAAACGGCUCUGCUGCCGACCCGGGUAUAGUACGACGUGUAGACAGGGGCAGCGAUCCGGUGGAACAGUAUGCGGCGGUUCGGGGUCUGGUCAAGGGGGAUCCAGUAAAACUCAGAGCCCCGAAUCGCUCCUGGACAUUGCAGCGCGGAAAGUAGCGGAGAAGUGGCCGUUCCAACGGGUGGAGGAGCGCUUUGAGCGCAUCCCGGAGCCCGUUCAGCGGCGGAUCGUGUACUGGUCUUUCCCAAGGAGUGAACGGGAGAUCUGCAUGUAUUCCUCGUUCAACACAGGCGGCGAGGAGAGCGCGUCUAGCGGGGAGAACGUAGACGAGACGCGGCUACCGUUCCGACGGGGCAUCGCAUUGCUGGAGAGCGGCUGUGUGGACAACGUAUUACAAGUCGGUUUUCAUCUCAGUGGCACAGUAACAGAACCCGCCACGCAGUCAGAACCAGAGAUGGUGUGCAGCGUAGCCAUUAGCUUUGACCGCUGCAAGAUCACGUCUGUAACAUGUGGCUGUGGAAACAAGGACAUCUUCUACUGUGCCCACGUGGUGGCGCUGUCCCUGUAUCGCGUACGGCGGCCAGAGCAGGUCAAACUUCACCUCCCCAUCUCAGAGACUCUAUUCCAGAUGAACAGGGACCAGCUACAGAAGUUUGUGCAGUAUCUCAUCACCGUCCACCACACGGAAGUUCUGCCUACGGCCCAGAAACUUGCAGACGAGAUCCUCUCACAGAACUCUGAAAUCAACCAAGUGCACGGGGCCCCGGACCCCACAGCAGGGGCCAGUGUGGACGAUGAGAACUGCUGGCAUUUGGAUGAGGAGCAGGUCCAGGAGCAGGUCAAACUGUUCCUGUCUCAGGGGGGCUACCACGGCUCGGGCAAACAACUUAAUCUCCUGUUCUCAAAGGUACGGGAGAUGCUGAAGAUGCGCGACUCUAACGGUGCUCGCAUGUUAACGCUGAUAACGGAGCAGUUCAUGGCCGAUCCUCGGCUGGCGCUGUGGCGGCAACAGGGAACCACCAUGACGGACAAAUAUCGCCAGCUAUGGGACGAGUUAGGUGCCUUGUGGAUGUGCAUUGUGCUAAACCCCCACUGUAAGCCCGAACAGAAGGCCGCUUGGCUCAGGCAGCUCAAGAAGUGGAACAGUGUGGACGUAUGCCCCUUAGAGGACGGUAACCACGGCAACGAGCUGCCCAAUUUAACCAAUGCCUUGCCGCAGGGUGCGCACGGCAACCAAGAUUUGGGCGCCAGGCCCCACCGGACUGUUUUCACACGAGCCAUCGAGGCGUGCGAUCUCCACUGGCAAGACAGCCACUUGCAGCACAUAAUCAACGACGACCUCUACACCAACUACUGUUACCAUGACAACACUGAAAAUUCGCUCUUUGACUCUCGCGGAUGGCCUCUGUGGCACGAACACGUCCCGACAGCCUGCGCGAGAGUGGAUGCACUGAGAUCUCAUGGUUACCCACGGGAGGCGCUGCAAUUGGCCAUCGCCAUCGUCAACACCCUGCGCGGACAACAGCAGAAACAGCUGGAAAUCUUCCGAAACCACAAAAAAGAUCUGCUUCAUAAAGGUGUGACAUCAUUUACUAAUCUGGAAGGGUGGGUGGGCCACCCUUUGGACCCCAUCGGAACACUGUUUAGCACUCUGAUGGAGACGGGCCGCAGUGAUGAAGAUAAUUCACAGACAGGGUUCCUGGAUUUCUCAGCCAGCGCGAUGAGCUCCAGCAAACACAGCGAACUGCACUUGUUUCCAUCCACGCGCCGCUUCCUGGAGGAGGGUGAGUCAUACCUGGCGCUGGCGGUGGAAACUGCACUGAUGGGACUGGGUCAGCAGAGAAUCAUGCCCGACGGACUGUAUGCCCAAGAGAAGGUGUGCCGCAACGAGGAGCACCUGAUUGCCAAGCUUCAGGAAGUGGACCUGGACAAUACCCUGGUCAAGAUCUUCCGCAAGCAAGCUGUCUUCCUGUUAGAGGGUGGGCCCUACAGUGGUUUGGGAGAGCUCAUCUAUCGAGAGAGCGUUCCAAUGCACACGUUUGCCAAGUAUCUCUUCACAUGCCUCCUACCUCACGAUGCCGAACUGGCGUACAAAAUUGCACUGAGAGCAAUGCGGUUACCAGUGUUGGAAUCCACAGCUCCUUCUGGCGACAUGUCCCGGCCUCACCAUAUAGUAUCCGUCGUCCCCAAUCGUUACCCACGAUGGUUCACGCUUAGCCACAUCGAGUCGCAGCAGUGCGAGCUGGCCUCCACCAUGCUCACUGCAGCCAAAGGUGAUGCACGAAGGUUAGAGACAGUAUUAGAAUCUAUACAGAAGAAUAUUCACUCCUCGUCUCAUAUCUUCAAACUGGCGCAGGAUGCCUUUAAGAUAGCGACGCUCAUGGACAGUCUGCCAGACAUCACUCUGCUGAAAGUGUCCCUGGAGCUGGGUCUUCAGGUAAUGCGAAUGACGCUUUCAACGUUAAACUGGCGGCGGCGAGAGAUGGUACGGUGGUUAGUCACGUGUGCGACAGAAGUUGGGGUUUAUGCACUGGACAGCAUCAUGCAGAGCUGGUUCACCCUCUUCACACCCACCGAGGCCACCAGCAUCGUGGCGACCACUGUCAUGUCCAACAGCACCAUCGUACGGCUUCACCUGGAAUGCCAUCAGCAGGAGAACCUGGCGAGCAGCGCAAGGACGUUAGCAUUGCAGUGCGCUAUGAAGGACCCUCAGAACUGCGCGCUGUCUGCCCUCACACUCUGCGAGAAGGACCACAUCGCCUUUGAGACGGCCUACCAAAUCGUUCUGGAUGCGGCGACCACGGGCAUGAGCUACACUCAGCUGUUCACCAUCGCGCGAUACAUGGACCACCGUGGCUACCCCAUGCGAGCGUACAAACUUGCGACUCUCGCCAUGGCCCACUUGAACUUGAGCUACAACCAGGACACGCAUCCCGCGAUCAACGACGUGUUAUGGGCGUGCGCGCUCAGCCACUCGCUGGGCAAAAACGAGCUUGCUGCCAUUAUACCGCUAGUUGUGAAAAGCGUCAAGUGCGCCACCGUGCUGUCGGAUAUUUUGCGGCGUUGUACGCUGACCACACCCGGCAUGGUGGCGCUGCACAGCCGCAGGAACUCUGGGAAGUUGAUGUCAUUGGACAAAGCCCCGCUAAGACAGCUCUUGGACGCUACAAUCGGGGCCUACAUCAACACAACGCACUCGCGGCUAACGCACAUCAGUCCACGGCACUACAGCGAAUUCAUCGAAUUCCUCAGCAAAGCCAGAGAGACUUUUCUCAUGGCGCACGACGGACACAUUCAAUUCACGCAAUUUAUAGACAACCUGAAACAAAUAUACAAAGGAAAAAAGAAACUUAUGAUGCUCGUCCGAGAGAGAUUCGGCUAGCCGGGAUUGUUUUACUUGAGUCCACCUUUGUAUUGUUUAAAACAAACAACUUCAAAAUGGAAGAAAAAAACACGGAAAACGAAACAACAAAACAAUACGAACCACACCGGUAUUAUGUGUAUAGACUUUCACGCAAAAAAAUGAAAACUGAAAAAAAUGGAACAUUGUCAUGUUGUGGAAGUUUGUGUUUUCCCCUUUAUUUGUGUGAAAGCGUGCGAGAGAAUGGAACGUAAGGAGCGAAAUGAGCGUUUCGGUUUACACUGAGUACAUGUUGUCCAGUGGCGAAAGUCUACACAGCACUCCAAAUCUCUGUUAAACAUUCAUAGCCUCAAACGUGAAAUAUGGCUUUAAACCAAACAACACCUCCAUACUAAGUGACAAGUACCUCGUACGGCUUCAGCUUUACUCCAUCCUGAACCAGUCACACAUUACCAGUGUACUAAAACAAGUGUUGGAAACAUCAUAAAGGGAUAGUUCACGCAAAAAUUAUAAUUCUGUCCAUUUUAACUCCAAAUACUUUCUUUCUUCCAUUGAACUCAGAAGGAGAUAUUAAGCAGAAUGUCCAAGCUACUCUUUUCAAUAUAAUAAAAGUGAAUGGGGACCGGAGGUGUCAAGCUCCAAAAUUUCAAAAUUUCAGCUUGUUCCUAAUCAAGUCUAUCAUAUGACUUUAGAAGACUUGGAAUAUAGCGCACAAGUCUGAUAUACUAUUGUUAUGAUACUUUAAUGGUGCAUUUAUGUCCUUUUUGGAGCUUAGCUUUGUAAAUCACCAUCCACUUUUGUUUAAUGGAUAAAAAGUUGCAUUUUGCAUCUCAUUUUGUGUUUCAACGAAGGAAGAAAAUCAAUGAUGACAAAAUGUUUAUUUUUGGGGGGUAAUAUUUUCCAUUAAACAGUUUGGGACCUCUCAAUUUCUAUUUACUUUUCAGUUUACCAGGCUAAUUUGCGUGGCUUUGCAAUGCUGUUUUGUCCAAAAGCAUGUCACACACACACACAUAGAAACGCUUCAACCCCAUUGUGCUUGCGCUUGUGGAAACUUAGCGACUGUCGACAUACAUUCUCAGGGAUUUUCUCUUUGAAAAAAAAACAGAAAAAAAGAUAGAAAAAGGUCUUGAAAAAAAUGAAAGAAUGAAAGCAUUUUAUUGUACUGUAUAUAUGAUAGUAUAUGUCUGAAUAUUGAAAAAAUGUAUAAGUUAACUAAUUUAUAAAAGGAAUAUUCUAUGUAAUGCAAAAUACUUGAAGCUGCAGUACCUUGGUUUUAAAACAAAAAACAUAUCAGAGGGACUAAACGCGUGCCUCGGGCUGUGUUCGGAAUGGAAUACCAGCUUACUACGUAGUGAAUACUGCGCAGUAUAUAAUAGUAAGUGGAACGGUUGGCAGUAUUUCACUUUAAAUGUUUCAAAAUUGUCACUACGUUGGUUUAAUUCAGCUAAUGGCAUCCAGUUAUCAUCUUGGAAAUAAAACCUGUUGUUUUGUAUUUUUUGUAACUUCUUUUGGCAGUCCCAUCAAACAAUGAGGCAAGACAAAAUUGUCGCUGAUAUUCCGAAUCAUUAACGCAAAUGUGCGUACUGUGCGCAGUAUGCAUACCAUGUACUGCAGCCAUAGUAUGGUGGUAUGCUAUUCCGAACAUAGCCAUGCUGUCGGGGCAGGAAUUGGGCAGUUGAACCUGUGUGCUGGGUCUCUAGGCAGAGCCACUUGCGAUGUGCGAACAGAACCCUCUGUAUUCGCAUCGGUGGUUUGGACGGACACACAGCGAACGAGAGCAGCAAGCCUUAGCAUUAAGAAUAGGGAAUGCAAGAAACGCAGGCCCACGUGCCUCAAAAACGCCUAGAAAUGUAGAUCCAACAGUAUCAAUGUUAACACAAUCAUGCAAAGUGAUUAGCCUAAUUUCGCUCGUUUCUUUCCACAAUAAUCGAGUCACGACGACGCUUCAUUUUUAUUCACAAUAACAUGUACAUGCCUAUCCGCUGACAUCUAACUAGAAAGUGGCUGUGUAGGUCUGACUGUUCAAACGUUUCAAACGCUUUUAUUUGUUUGUUCGGGUGUUUAACGUUUUUCUUUUUUGUCGUUCCUAUAGGAUUCCUCAAACAAAUCGGAAACAGCCUUCUUUCUUGCCUUGUCUUAAUGCUUUAAAAUAACCAAACUGGAGUUCUAACUACCAAACUUGUUUGUUAAAAAUGAAAGCCGACCGACUUUGGUUACAACAUCACUGUCUUCAAUUUUAGCUGAAUGGUUCUGUAUUCUGUGCUUUAAAAUGCAGUUUUCCUAUGUUUUAUUUUUUUAAUUAUUUUUAUUUUUUAUUUUUUUGGUGCAAAAACAUUGUCAAGUGUCCCGCCCAGCUCCUUCCUUAGAGGUAUAUCUGUAGCUCUUUUUGUUUUUUGAUCAUUUAGAAACAGAAAUAAAAUUUUCUCCAUUUUAUUUAUUAUGAAAGGUAAACGAUUGUACUUCUUCACCCGUGUUCAACAUGCUCAUGAAGUUGAAUUUAAGAUUUGAUACGCCGAUAUCAAUUUAUUUAUGUAACUAAAUCACUGUUUUAUAAACUUGUUAAUGAUUCAACAUUUUUGUUUUAAUUAAAAUUAGUUUUUUGAGA
This is a messenger RNA of Xyrauchen texanus (razorback sucker), 6109 nucleotides long. Its product is annotated as zinc finger SWIM domain-containing protein 6-like. Gene Ontology annotation, cellular component: Cul2-RING ubiquitin ligase complex. The transcript is spliced from 14 exons. The record is from RefSeq and is a predicted model, not a curated record. Bases 118 to 3525 code for a protein of 1135 amino acids. NCBI's taxonomy places the organism in Eukaryota, Metazoa, Chordata, Actinopteri, Cypriniformes, Catostomidae.